Messenger RNA from Ricinus communis (castor bean), 2572 nucleotides. RefSeq names its product putative pentatricopeptide repeat-containing protein At3g25970. Lineage: Eukaryota; Viridiplantae; Streptophyta; Magnoliopsida; Malpighiales; Euphorbiaceae. Bases 336 to 2462 code for a protein of 708 amino acids. Gene Ontology annotation, biological process: RNA modification. The record is from RefSeq and is a predicted model, not a curated record. Gene Ontology annotation, molecular function: protein binding; RNA binding. The transcript has a single exon.
ACAAUUUGUUUUUAUUUAUAAUUUAUUUUAUUCUUUCUAUAAUAAUCUUUUAGAAAAAUUUCAGUUAUUGGAUCAUCGUAUUUUUAUUUUGUUAGUUUGCUUUUUAUCAUUUUGGUAUCUUAUAAAUAUAACCAUUAGCAAAUAACAGUCAAAUUACACUACAGUAUUAAUAAGUGCUACUUAUUAGUAAUUAUUUACUUGCAAAUCACAUAUUUUAAGCUAAAAAUAGGUUAAACUAUAAGCUAGUUUAACAAUUUUUUUUUUUUUGAAAAAGGAAAUUAUUUACGUGUUAUUUUAUUUUGGUAUUAUAUGAUUAUCAAUAUAAUUAUGAAUGAAUGAGGCCAUUGAACUCAGUGAUUGAUAGCUCCAAGCAUGCUUUAUACAACAUCUUCAUAACCCAUUGCCAGACAAUCAAAUUAGGACGUUCAGCUGAUAUUUACGCUACCAACAACAUUCUCAGUCGCUAUACAAGAUGCAGCUCUGGAGGGCUAACCUUUGCUUGCAACCUGUUCAACGAAAUGUCCCACAGAGACACCGUUACUUGGAACACAAUGAUCUCUGGGUAUGUGAACUCUGGGAGUUUGGGUUCUGCUUGGGAAUUGUAUAAAUCCAUGAAAAGCUUCGGGCUUAUGCCCGAUGCAUAUACCUUUGGAAGUAUACUUAAAGGGGUUGCUUGUGCUUGUAGACUAGAUGUUGGGCAACAAGUGCAUUCCUUGAUUGUUAAAAUGGGCUACGAAGAGCAUGUUUAUGCAGGCAGUGCUUUGUUGGACAUGUAUGCUAAGUGUGAGAGAGUUAGAGAUGCAUUUAUGGUGUUUAAGUGCAUACCGCGACGUAAUUCUGUCUCAUGGAAUGCACUGAUUGCUGGUUUUGUGCUAGAGGGUGAUCAUGAUACUGCAUUUUGGCUAUUAAGGUGUAUGGAGGAGGAGGGCGUGAGACUUGACGAUGGAACAUUUUCUCCGCUUCUUACCUUGCUUGACGAGAAGAAAUUUUAUAAGUUAACAAUGCAACUUCAUUGUAAGAUUAUAAAACAUGGUGUUCAGUUUGAUAAUACUGUGUGCAAUGCCACAAUUACUUCUUAUUCACAAUGUGGUUCAUUAGAGGAUGCAGAAAGAGUUUUUGACGGUGCUGUUGGCUCUCGAGAUUUGGUUACAUGGAAUUCCAUGUUAGCGGCUUUUCUGGCACAUGAUAGGAAAGAAACUGCAUUCAAACUGUUCCUUGACAUGCAGCAGUUUGGGUUUGAGCCAGAUAUCUAUACUUACACUACCAUCAUAAGUGCUUGUUCACAUAAAGACAAUGGAAAAUCUUUGCACGGCUUGGUGAUCAAGAGGGGGCUGGAACAAUUGGUGCCUAUAUGUAAUGCAGUGAUAGCUAUGUAUCUUGAAUCAAGUAGUAAUUCCAUGGAAGACGCAUUAAAUGUAUUUCACUCCAUGGAGUCUAAGGACCGUGUUUCCUGGAAUUCCAUUUUGACUGGAUUCUCACAGACUGGGCAUAGUGAAAAUGCCCUGAAAUUGUUUGUGCAUAUGAGAUUUGCGGUAGUGGAUAUUGAUCACUAUGCCUUCUCAGCAGUUCUUAGAUCUUGCUCAGAUUUAGCAACCCUCCAACUAGGCCAACAGAUUCAUGUCUUGACAGUUAAGUCGGGGUUUGAGUCGAAUGACUUUGUAGCCAGUUCGUUGAUUUUUAUGUACUCUAAAUGCGGGAUGAUUGAAGAUGCUCGAAAAUCUUUUGAAAAGACUGCCAAAGAUAGCUCAAUUACUUGGAAUUCUAUUAUGUUUGCAUAUGCACAGCAUGGACAGGGUGAUGUUGCACUGGGACUCUUCUUUCAAAUGAGAGAUAAGAAGGUGAAGAUGGAUCACAUAACUUUUGUUGCGGCUCUGACCGCAUGUAGCCAUAUUGGAUUAGUUGAACAGGGCCGCUACUUACUAAAAUCAAUGGCAUCUGACUAUGGGAUUUCGCCUAGGAUGGAGCAUUAUGCUUGCGCAGUUGAUCUGUUUGGGCGAGCUGGGUAUUUAGAUGAGGCAAAAGCCUUAAUUGAAUCUAUGCCAUUUGAUCCUGAUGCAAUGGUGUGGAAAACCCUAUUAGGUGCCUGUAGGGCUUGUGGUGACAUAGAAUUAGCUGCUCAGGUGGCAAGCCAUCUGCUGGAGCUAGAGCCUGAAGAGCAUUGCACUUAUGUUAUCCUAUCUAACAUGUAUGGACAUCUUAAAAGAUGGGAUGAAAAGGCCUGCAUGGCGAGGUUGAUGAGGGAGAGGAAGGUGAAGAAGGUCCCUGGUUGGAGUUGGAUAGAAGUUAAGAAUGAGGUGCAUGCUUUCAUUGCAGAUGACAGAUGCCACUCCCAUUUUGAAGAGAUAUAUCAGAUACUGGAACAAUUGAUGGAAGAAAUCAAGUGGCUGGAUUCUGUUGCUGGUUCAGAUUCUUUGCUUGAUGAUGUUGACUACUCGUACACAUACUUUAAUUACAGUUUCUAACUGUUGGUACUAACUCUUUCAAAUGAUUCUGGAGAAACAAUAGAUGCAUUGUCCUUCUGCAGAAUUCAAUCUAUUAAACAGAAAGAAAUAGAUAAUUGAUUGCUCCUCUA